UUUUUUUCCUUUUCUUUAUUCUUCUGGACCUCAAUAACCCAAUUAAAAUGACAAAAAGAAAAAGCUAACAACUUUGAAACCUGAAAAUCAGUCACUCACUUUAACCACUAUUCAUCAUCAAUGGAUCGUCUCCUCAUCUUUCUCUCUCUUCUUCUUAUCACUUUCUCUAUCUUCUCAGAGGUGCAGGCAACAACUUUCAAGAUAGUAAACAAGUGCCGCCACACAGUAUGGCCCGGAAUACUAACCGGAGCUGACAGAGCACCCAUUAAUCCAACCGGGUUCGUUCUUAAAAGUGGGAAAUCCAAGACUCUCAAAAUGCCCACUGCUUGGUCGGGUCGGGUUUGGGGUCGGACCCUCUGCUCCAACGAACCCUCCACUGGUAAAUUCACCUGCGUCACCGGAGAUUGCGGUUCCGGUAAAGUGGAAUGCGCCGGAGCUGGUGCCAUACCGCCGGCGAGUUUAGCGGAGUUUACUCUCAACGGCGAUCAGGGUUUGGAUUUCUAUGACGUCAGCCUUGUGGAUGGGUACAACCUUCCGAUGCUUAUAGUUGCUAAAGGAGGUACAGGGGGAUGCAGUGCGACGGGAUGUUUAGUGGAUUUGAACGCCGCGUGUCCGAGAGAUUUGAGGGUUGCGAGUGGGGGUGAAAGUGUUGGAUGUAAGAGCGCGUGUUUGGCGUAUAAUGAUCCGAUUUACUGUUGUAGUGAAGCGUAUAAUACACCUGACACGUGUCACCCUUCGAGCUACUCGCUCUUUUUCAAGCACGCGUGCCCACGCUCUUAUAGUUAUGCUUAUGAUGAUAAGACUAGUACCUUCACUUGUGCCUCUGCUGAUUACUUGAUCAUAUUUUGCCCUCCUCCUUACACCAGCCAGAAAGUGUUAGGAGCACGGAAGGAUUCAGCUGAGUUGCCACUGGUUAAUAAAACCAUGAUGUACAUAGGAAGGCGUCAUUGAAGCGCGGUUAGACAUCCAUCCGACCAUCUUUACUGCACAUUAUGGUGUCAGCCAUGCCUUUAAUUGCAGCAAUAUUACACUUGCCUGUACUCUGAGAACGUUGUGACUGACCUUGAUGGGAACCUUUCAGGCUAAUUUACAAACAGAAGUAAAAGCUUUGGACUGUCAUGAAACCCAAUGCCGACUAUCUCUCAUUUAAAAUCACAUGCGCAGAUCUUGUCGAUAACAAAUGACAAUAAUUGUGUAUAGGAGCCUGUAGCUUCUUUAAGAUUGUUCAUUUUCAGUCUACAUUUUGCUCUCCGUUGCUUUUGGUGCUUGGAAGGGUCCAUAGUGUAGAGUCCUCUUCAAACAGAUUUAUGCCUCCCUUUCUAUGUUUUUUUAGGUGUUGGGGAGUGUGGUAAUGUUUUUUCUGUUCUUGAGGUAGUAUGUGAUGGACAAUUGAAAGCAUUUUGGAACUAGUUGAACGUACAUAUAAGGAUAUUUGA
Solanum stenotomum is the source of this 1436-nucleotide messenger RNA. RefSeq names its product thaumatin-like protein 1b. Gene Ontology annotation, cellular component: extracellular region. Lineage: Eukaryota; Viridiplantae; Streptophyta; Magnoliopsida; Solanales; Solanaceae. The transcript is spliced from 3 exons. The coding region runs from base 121 to 951 and encodes 276 amino acids. The record is from RefSeq and is a predicted model, not a curated record. Gene Ontology annotation, biological process: defense response.